This is a messenger RNA of Peniophora sp. CBMAI 1063, 1347 nucleotides long. The record is from the annotation of a GenBank genome assembly. NCBI's taxonomy places the organism in Eukaryota, Fungi, Basidiomycota, Agaricomycetes, Russulales, Peniophoraceae.
AUGGCCUCCGGGAGCAAAGUCUUGUGGACCUUCGUCCCUCUUUUCUCGGUGUCUAUCAUGCGCUUGUAUCUCGCGCGUUCGGACCCACUACCGAUCAGUAUCCAAUACUCCUACCCGAAGUUCAACAAUAGACCACGAUAUGCGGACGCCAUGCGCCAAGUUUUCCGCGAUCUUGUCCGAGUCCGAGAGCUCAUACACGUCGAGAUACAGGACGACUGGGAUCAAGUCGUCGCUGGAUCACAUCCGAACUGGGACGAGACUAUCUUCAACCACUCGAGCGCUCCUCUCCUCAACACGCUCCAUGUGGUCAGGAUGAAAGAGCGCGAUGCCAUUGCGUCCCGUGUUUUUGGUGGCUCAGCGCUCCAUUCGUUGCGCGAUCUCCGCUUAUAUUUCUGUGAUCUACCCUCCGAUCGGGCCCCCGUCCUGUUCGGCCCUGCUCUUGCUCAUCUGGAAGUGACAUAUUGCUCAGAUAUCUGGACCUGCCUAUCCUAUUCGCUCGAGCAUAUGCCCUGUUUGGAGAUGCUGAAGCUUACGCAGCACCCCUGGGAGGAACCUAUUGAUCUGCGGCCGUUCGCGAUCUCAGAGACCGUUAAAUGCGUCGAAAUAACUGCCAGCAGUGCCGUUAUAUUGUCUUUCUUGGGCGCAGCACAGAUACAAUCGAAAACCGCUCUAGCCAUUGCACCCGUGGACAGCAUGAGUGCAAGGAAUGCACAGACAAACACCCACCAAACCCUUCCUAUCAUGAUCACAGACCUGGUCGAAGCCGUGUUCUCCCGAAUCACUGCGACCGCUGACGCUGGCAUAACUCUUGAGCGCCUCUUGAUUACCGACGUUGGCGUGGACUCUACGGAGAUCAGGGUCUGGGUCGAGUCCCAUAAACGCUCUGUGCUACCCUCAGGCGGUGGGGUUAGGGCCUAUUACACGGCCUUGAGACUCGCACACACCACCCGCGAUCAUAAUCCCCGACUUGCGUUUGGAGCGCUCAUCAUAGCUCUCACUCAAUUGAAAACCAUCCGUGGCUGUAGUGCCAUACGAUGGCUGGGCCUCUCUCUACAACUUUUGGAUGAGCCUCGUUACCUCCAUGUUUGGAGAGCUGUGGCCGAUUGCCUUCCUCAGGUCGAGGAGAUCGUCUUACGCCGCACAGGGCUCAUUCGCGCUCUGGGCGAUCCCAACCACCACGACAUGUUUCCCUCGUUGAAGCUCGUACUUCUCUCUCCGGGCGUUGGCGUCGCCCGACACAUUGUUGCGAAAGCAAGGCAGGCCCGGGAAAGUGUGCGAUUCGCGAGUACGGACCUGAUGCGACGCUUUCCCAACCACAACCUGCCAUUCGACGACGACUUGGACUGA